Molecule: messenger RNA, 2267 nt
Organism: Aspergillus candidus
Lineage: Eukaryota; Fungi; Ascomycota; Eurotiomycetes; Eurotiales; Aspergillaceae
Product: putative chromatin remodeling complex subunit (Arp9)
Exons: 3
Coding region: 47-2068 (673 amino acids)
Source: RefSeq, a predicted model, not a curated record
GAUCAACUUGCGACAGUUGCUCCCUUUCCCCUGCAUCGCCUCCACGAUGCCUCCUUUCAAGGAUGAACAUGUUUUGAUUAUUGCGCCAGGUUCGCAGGUCACCCUGGCGCAACUAGGCCUCCCCGAGUCGUUUACCCCCGCCCGAUUCCGCUUUCCGACGCGCAUGUUCCCCGCAGAAAAACAGGGCGAGUAUGAGCCGUACCGGAUCCGUGAGAAGCGCGUCGAAGUGCAACACACCAAGGCCCCCGACGCGCCCAAGAAGGAAGAUGUCGAGAUGAAAGAUGCCGCGCCUCCCGCACCUCCCGCACCCGCCGAGGAGACCUCCACCGCCGCUACGGAGAAGCAAGAGGGCUCAGAGCCGGCACAAGAUGGGGAGAAGCAACCGGAGACCACGACUACCGAGGAGGUCAUCUACGAGGAAGACCUGACGUCCGAUGAGGGCGCUAUCCACCCCAUCGAGAACGGGCGCAUCGUCGACUGGCCCUGCUUCUUUGCCCUCCUGUCGCACGUACACAACACCCUGAGCCCGCCGUUCCACACGCCCAUCAUGCUCAUCGCCGAGCCGGUUUGGUCGGCGCGCGAUCGCGAGACUAUCACACAGUUCGUCUUUGAGAAGUUCAAGACGCCCGCCUUCUGCUUCAUGGAUGCGGCGCUAGCCGUCUGCUACGGGUACGGCGUCUCCACCGCUACGGUCAUCGACGUCGGUAAGGACAAGGUCGACGUCACCGCCGUGACGGACUUCCUCGUCAACGAGCAUGGACGGGGGAUCGCGUUGGAAGGGUGCGGUGGAGACUACAUGACGGAUCGACUGGUGGAGUUACUGGGCACAAGGGGUUUCUCGAGGGAGAUGUGCGAGCAAUUGAAGCGGAGCAAUAUCACCGAGAUCUUGCCGGCUGGGACGCCAGUUCCCGGCACGGCGGCAACCGCGCGGCAGGGCGUCAACCCCGCCAUAUCGGCCUCCACCGGAAAGGACGACAAUACCAACGACAACACUCCCCGUGGCCCAGGAGAGGGCACCCAGACCGGACAAGAAUCCAAUGGUGCGGAUGAGGAAGACGAGGGCGUGUUGGAUGUCGCAGCCAUCGUGAGCGGUAACACCAGCGAGUUCCUCGCCAGUCGCGAAAAGGAGACCGAAAAUGGUCAGAAGAAGGGCGCUACGGACGCGUCGGGGAAACCCAUCCGACUGCCGAAUUCGAAACGGGAAAAGGCCCCAUUCCAGUUCGAGGAGUUCGUGCGGCUGGAACCCGAGGAAGGUGCCUCGAGCGGCCCGGGGCGGUUCAUCCGACAGACCCGUGAUAUCGAGGUCGGCGUGGAGCGGUUUCUGUCGGCCACGUCCAAGCUCAACACUGGUGACCGGCUGUCCAGCGGAAUCUUUGACGAUAUCGCGACGCAAAUCCAUCACACCAUCUUGGCCGUGCCUGACGCGACGAAGCGGAGUGAGCUAUGGGAUUCCUUGAUCGUUGUUGGCAACGGAAGCAAGAUCAAAGGAUUUACCCAAGCUUUGUUAAACACCAUCACCCAGAAGUUCGUCCUCUCCCCGUCCGGUACCAUCUUCACUUCCGAAAUCCCCUCCAACUUCUCCACGCCUCUCCCCACGGGAGGCACCAACACCCCGGCCCCCACUGGCCAGCCCGGCCCCAUGCAUCACCCUGCAGGCCACGGGGUGAACCCGCUAUUAGUGGCGGCGACUCACUCCAAUAACCCCGGGGCUCCUGGAACGCCCUCCAUGGACCCCACCGGUGGCAUGCACCACCGCUCAACCGGGCACUCCCAAACGCCCACAUCCGUCAAGACGCUCAAACCUCCCGAGUACUUCCCCGAGUGGAAAGAACCGAGUGGCACCAACGCCCCCGGCACCGGCACCGCCGGCGGCCCCGGCGGGCCCAAUGGCCCAGGGGGUCCCGGAGCGCCCAGCGGCGGGCACGGCAUGGAAGAGGCGGUGUUCCUGGGCGCGCAAGUGGCGUCCAAGGUUGUAUUCAUCGUCGACCAGGGUCUCAGCAAGGGUUUCAUGAGUCGGGUAGAGUAUAACGAGAACGGACCGUCAGCGAUCCACGAGUAUGCCCUGUAAAUGAACCUGGUUAAUGGAAGUCGACGUCGGAAAUUGGGUCUAGAUGUGCAAUCUUAGUUGUCUCAUGAUUGGAGUUGUUCGCAUGUGAGCUCGUCUUUUUGCUUUCCUUUCUUUUUUCUUGUCUUCCGGUUUGUAUUCUACGCGGUGGCGUCCUGUCUUAGAAAAGUCGAUCCGUCUCAAGACGCCGGUCGGGAGUCUG